AUCUUGUUAGCCCUGUAGCGCCGGCUUCAAACCUAUACGCACAACGCUGGAUUAUCCACAUUCGACAUGGGCAAACUGAACAUCGCUCAUCAUAAAUCAUACCACCCCUACCGCCGGGAUAACAUCGAACGCGUACGGAAAGAUGAAGAGGAAGCUGCGCAAAAGGAGGCCGAGGCCGAGGGAAGGGUGGUGUUGGCUGAUGCAGAAGCUCGGUUGGACCUCCUCCGAGAGCGUGCAGGACUCGGGAAAGGAAAGGGAAAGAAGAAAGAGGAUGAUAUGAAGGUUAUAGAGGAUGCUAAGGCCUCCAUCAUUGCCGGGGAUUCGAAUCAAGGUCAUAUCAAUCUAUUCGAGGAUCUAGAACAGCAAGAAAUGAUUACUUCAAUACGAGCGACGAAGAAGACUGCACAGCUGGAGACUGAGAAGGGUGUGCCACUGGCUCCCAGUGCUAAGGACCUCAACCCAUGGUACAGCGAGCGCGAUAAGGGAAAGGAACAUGAGGAGGAUGAGAAGAGCAAACGCUUAAGAUUGCGGGAUCUUGCUUCAAAAACUAUGAAUGACCCUCUCACAGCCAUCACACAUCAGCUUGCAUCGAGCUCUUCGUCGAAUAAUUCGUCCCCUGUCCCUCGGCCGUCGUGGCAUCGUUCCAAAUAUCGCACCCCACCUGAUUCAAAUGAUAAGAUGAAACCGCCUCCCCCACCCUCGGAUGCAACGACCAUGCGCCUCACACGUGAAUCAUCAGAACGCGAACGCGCGCUGGCAUUGAUUCGGCGCAAGCAGCGUGAAAUGAGAGGCAGCGAGACGCCGAGCACUGUGCAUGGUGGCCAGGAUGAAGGGUAUGGGGACGUAUUCAACCGGCGGGAAGUCGAAGAAGCGCAUUCAUAUCGACGAAGGCGGUGGUAAGUACAUUCCUUGUUCAUGAGACCUAUAUAUUGCGUUGUAUGCUCUACAUCCCACGGUGGCGCUACUACGGGUUGUUCUACCGAUGAUUUAGGUAUAUGGCUUGUUCCUGGAGAUGCUAACGGGUGACUUGCCCUGUCAUUUGGCCAAUCAGGAAAGACCCAUUUUUUCAAGAAAGAAGUUUGAUGAUUACGGUGAGCUUACUGCGCCGGUAGCGUUAUAAUGUUUAAACAGAUGCUCUCCUCUCGUCACGGAACCUAUCUGUCGACAAAUUCAAAGAUCAAAUUCCAGACACUCUACCUGGUGAUGACCCUGAGUAUAGACGAACGCUAAAAAAAUUGUAAAUUGCUAUU
Suillus fuscotomentosus is the source of this 1250-nucleotide messenger RNA. RefSeq lists its product as uncharacterized. The transcript has 3 exons. Lineage: Eukaryota; Fungi; Basidiomycota; Agaricomycetes; Boletales; Suillaceae. The record is from RefSeq and is a predicted model, not a curated record. Bases 67 to 900 code for a protein of 277 amino acids.